UGCUUUCAUAACAGUUCUAAGCUAACCUCAAAGGUAACCUGUCAUUUCUUAUUAUUGUGACUCAAGUCUCAGUUCCAUAACUGAGUUUUAUAAAUAUAAUUUUUUUAUUUGAAAUCAAAUUUAUUCAGGAAUGGUAUUCAACUCACCCCCGUGUCCAGCAUCUUUGCGGUCCAUUCAACAUUAUCUGAAAACAGCUCAGGAGCACGAUGAAAGAGAUCCAGUUGUCAGCUAUUGGUGUAGGCUAUAUGCUUUACAGACCGCCUUGAAAAUAGACAAGAAGUCUGACGAAGCAAAAUCACUGUUGAUGUGCUUGAUGGACUGGCUGGAGAGCACGAAAAAAUCGUUCAGUGACAAUGAGUUGAUCACAAAUGAAAUGGCCGCUCAAGCCUACAUAGAAAAUUAUUCUCUAAAACUCUUUUUUUGGGCUGAUGGACAGGACAGAGAGGCCGUUUUCAACAAGAACGUCGUGAAAACAUUCUACUCAGCUGGAAUUCUGAUGGAUGUUCUGUCUGUUUUUGGCGAAGUUUCCGAAGAGAUAGUCGCCAACAGAAAGUACGCCAAAUGGAAGGCAGCAUACAUUCACAACUGUUUGAAAAAUGGUGAAACCCCCGUUCCGGGUCCUUUGAAAGACGACGACGAGAGCGAAUCCAGUAAUACCAACGUUCCCGGUCCAAAUUUUGGAUUCCAAGUGGGACCCACAGACUCCCACCCCGAUUUACUACCCCCUCGUGGAGCAGGGGUCAACAACCUCUCGGGUGAUCUACCUCUGCCACCUUCCGGAGGAGGAGGUCUUCCCUCCCUCCCCGACCCCCCUACCACUUACGGCGGUUUCCCCUCUCCACCCUCCGCCUUCCCCCAGUUCCCCAAUAUCCCCGCCGCCCACAACCCCCCGCCAGUGUUCCCCCCAACUUCGGCGCCCGCCAUGCCAGUCACUCCCAGCUCACAGAGUGUUUCUACGCCUUCCUAUCCUAGUUCCAUGGAACCUGCUACGCUGUCAGGAGGCAAACUAUCGCCCGAAAAAAUCACCAAAGCACAAAAGUACUGCAAAUGGGCCGGAAGUGCUUUGAAUUACGAUGACGUCACAGAGGCUGUGAGCAACUUGAGGAAAGCGUUAAGAAUUCUAGAAACAGGAGAAGAUAGCUAGUGAAUCAAAAUGAAUCAAAUUCAUUCGACAUCACCAAUGAGUUUAAUCACCGACUAAAUAAUAUUAGUUUGUAUCUAUUUUGAGUUCAUCUCAUUAAAUAAUAAUGUUAAUUUAUGUAUGACUGAAAAUGCAUGCCUAGAUAAUAUAACAAAUCUAUUAUAACCUAAAGCUUAUGGUAUUAUUUAGUUAUUACAGUUUUU
Molecule: messenger RNA, 1344 nt
Organism: Nilaparvata lugens (brown planthopper)
Lineage: Eukaryota; Metazoa; Arthropoda; Insecta; Hemiptera; Delphacidae
Gene: Vta1
Product: vacuolar protein sorting-associated protein VTA1 homolog
Exons: 5
Coding region: 131-1144 (337 amino acids)
Biological process (GO): late endosome to vacuole transport via multivesicular body sorting pathway
Cellular component (GO): multivesicular body
Source: RefSeq, a predicted model, not a curated record